Messenger RNA from Naegleria lovaniensis, 573 nucleotides. RefSeq lists its product as uncharacterized. The record is from RefSeq and is a predicted model, not a curated record. Gene Ontology annotation, molecular function: AMP kinase activity; ATP hydrolysis activity; ATP binding. The transcript is spliced from 2 exons. The coding region runs from base 1 to 573 and encodes 190 amino acids. NCBI's taxonomy places the organism in Eukaryota, Heterolobosea, Eutetramitea, Acrasida, Naegleriidae. Gene Ontology annotation, cellular component: nucleus; cytoplasm.
AUGCAAACUUCACCCUCUCUUCGUAGAUACCCCAACAUUCUCCUAACAGGCACUCCCGGAGUUGGAAAGACAAUCCUAUCAGAAGCUGUUAUUAACUCUCUAAAAGAAAAAUUUAAUCUCACGAAUUAUGUCUAUUUAAACGUUUCCGAAAUUGCAAAGAAGGAACAAUUCCUCGAAGAAUACGAUGAAGAAAGAGAUACACAUGUCUUGGAUGAAGAUAAAUUGUUAGACUACUUGGAAGAGCAGUUAUCCGAUAUGGAAAAAGGCUACAUUCUGGAUUAUCAUAGCAGUGAAUUAUUUCCUGAACGGUGGAUUGAUUAUGUGAUUGUUCUUCGAUGUGAAACAAAUAUUUUGUUCCAACGCUUGCAAAAGAGAGGUUAUGCUGAUAAGAAAGUACAAGAAAAUGUAGAUUGUGAAAUUUUUCAAGUAUGUCUAGACGAAGCUGUGGAAAGUUACAAACCUGAAAUAGUUUUUGAAAAGCAAAACUGUACAAUAUUGGAUCUUAAUAAUAACGCUGAAUUCAUUGUUGGAUUGAUUCAAAACAAGUUGCAACAACAAUCAAACAAUUGUUAA